UCGAGAACUAGUCAGCUUCCAAGGAUGGAGCUAAUCUGCAAGACGGACUGCACGUCGACGGUGUUUCACAACCGGUGGGAAAUCGCACCGUUUGACUGUGAGCAGGGCGAGCAGCUGCCGUCGGAUGUGUUUCACGGAUAUUCCGCGCACGGCAGCGAUUACGAGGUGGCUUGGCACUACAUUCUGGAGGUGACGGAAUCCGACCAAGUGCUGCACCACAACCGGUUCGUCAAGAGACAUGCCGUUAAGAUAACAACGGUGAUCGAUGCCUGCAAUGCUCAGUUGGAGGCUUGCGUAGAGUUGGAGCCGGGUGUGUACCACGACAACGGUGGAAAAUAUAAAACUUUUGGUAAAACAAAAUCCGGUUUGCAGUUUGGACCGAUCGUUGUGAGCAGAGAAAAUUAUUUUCAGUUUUAUAGUCUCGAAAAGGUCACAUUUCGGUUGAAGUUCUCAAUAAUUGAGUAUUCUGUGCCAAAGAUUUCCGAGGUGUUGGAGAACUACGCAAGUCUGCUCUCAAACGAGCAGCUCAGCGAUGUAACGAUCCACGUUGACCAGAAGAAGUUCUACGCCCAAAGAGCGAUUCUCUCGGUUCGAAGCCCCGUGUUUGCGGCCAUGUUCCAGAGUGGAAUGCAAGAGUCGGCGCUGAAUCGCAUCGUGAUCGAGGACAUCGAACCGGAUGUGUUUGAGGAAGUGCUUCGCUUCAUCUACGUCGGCAAAGUGAAAGGACUGGAGCGGAUGGCCCACGAGCUACUGGCCGCCGCCGACAAGUACGUGCUGGACAGGCUGAGGAAGAUGUGCGAGGGACAUCUCGGUCGCCAUAUCACGCAGGAAACGGUUCUCAAAACACUGGCGCUGGCCGGAUUGUACCACGCGGAUGAGCUGAAGGACCAGGCGGUUCGAUUCAUUUGUAGAAAUAUCAAGACGAUGCAAUCGACGGAAUGGAAAUCGUUCGCCCACGCCCAUCCGGAUCUGGUGGCGGACAUUUUGAGUGCUAUGUCCAGCAAGUGAAAUCGAUUCAGGAAUCAUCCGCUUUGAUUUGAACAAAAAACUCCGAACCCACUGCAAAAACUACGAGCGAGAGCAACUCAGCUACUAAACGGGUAAAACAUUUUAAGCGUACACUGACAAGUCAGUGUUUGACAGCAUUGCACGCCUAAAAAGUUUAAACUUCUUGUUUAUCGAAUUUGAUUAAACAAUAAAUACGUGUUUUUUUCUUCAUAUCAA
Messenger RNA from Culex pipiens pallens (northern house mosquito), 1224 nucleotides. RefSeq names its product speckle-type POZ protein-like. Gene Ontology annotation, molecular function: ubiquitin protein ligase binding. Lineage: Eukaryota; Metazoa; Arthropoda; Insecta; Diptera; Culicidae. The transcript has a single exon. Gene Ontology annotation, biological process: proteasome-mediated ubiquitin-dependent protein catabolic process; regulation of proteolysis. Gene Ontology annotation, cellular component: cytoplasm. The record is from RefSeq and is a predicted model, not a curated record. Bases 25 to 1008 code for a protein of 327 amino acids.